AUGGGGCGGAAUCAGCACAAGCCCAUCCCUCCUGCAGAGGACCUUCAACCAUUCAUUGCUAAGUACUGGAAGCAAAAUAAGUCCGAUGUUGCUAUCCUUGCUCUCCUCAAGAAACAUCAUAUUGAUCUCUCCAAGUAUGGACUGGAAAUUGCAUCGUUCCGUAAAAUUCGUGAAAAGUUGGGGUAUAUUCGAGCUCGAGCACAAGGUCACACGGUUGAAUCUAUUGUGACUCCGAUUUCCAAACUUCGCAUCACUUAUCCAAAGGCUGGAGGUCGAGAGAUGGUCAGCCUCCUCUUUCAUGAGGAGAACAUCCGGGUUGCACGUGAGACAGUGAUGCACUAUUUUCGUGUCUAUGAGCCAGAUUUAGUCCGAGAACGCCGACAGCGCCAUUUCAAACGCAAGCGCUUCUGGGCUGCUGGUGCUAAUGAUAUCUGGGCUGUAGACCAACAUGACAAGUGGAAGUACAAGUUCGGUCUUGCACUUCACACCGGCAUCGAUCCUUUCCUUGGUCUCAUUCAUUGGAUGAGGAUCUGGUGGAACAAUAACAAUCCUCGACUUAUUCUUAGUUACUAUCUUGAUGUGAUCAAGAAUCUUGGAGUUAUGCCACUUGUGUCUCAGAGUGAUCCAGGCUCAGAGAACGUUGGGCUUGCUAACGGACACACUCAGCUUCGACACUAUCAAGAUCCCUCUCUGGUUGGAACAUCACAACAUUGCUGGAUGCGCGAGAAGAAGAAUGUCAAGCCAGAGAUUACUUGGAGCCAGAUGCGUCGCCGAUUCACACCAGGCUUUGAGGAUAUCCUCGAUUUUGGUGUGAAUCAAGGAUGGUAUGAUCCUGGUGUUCUUCUUGAAGCUCUCGUGUUCCGCUGGGUUUUUAUUCCGUGGCUACAGGCAGAACUAGACAACUACCGAAAUCGCGUCAAUAAUACUGCCAAACGACAUGACCGCAACAAAAUUCUUCCAAAUGGUGUCCCCAGCCACAUGUUCGAAUUUCCCGAAGACUACGCAAUUCUCGACUUCAAGAUCAAAGCUGAUCCUGUCGGGAUUCAGAAGGUUCGUGACAUGUAUGCGCCUCCCGACCACGAGAUUUUCCAGCUCGUUCCAUUGGAUUUCGAGGUUCUCAUCUCCCAGAUAUAUCGGGACAUUGGAGAGCCUCCGGUUAAUCGGAAGAGCUGUUGGGAGGUGUAUCGACGACUACUGUCCGAAUUCAACAAGCUCAAUGAGCUUCACGUGAUGCAUCAGAGCGCACACUGGACCCGGGCAUUAGAAAUGGCGUCCAACGAGUAUCCAGACAAGAUUGAGGUCCUCCCGAACCUGAAGGAGCUGCGAGGAGGUGAAGACGUUGUUGGGCCUGGCGCGUACAUGGGCGGCGUCAAUCAGGAUCCCCAACAUUAUGCAAGACUCGGUGAAAUGCUCAAUGAAAUUGAGCCAGAUCUCGGCCCUGUCGAAGAGGAGCCUGAGAGCUUGUAUGCAUGGUUUUCGGACGAGGAAGAUGAUUUAGUAGCAGACGGGGAUUGGGACCGCGUUCUGAAGUAUGCGGGGCGGGUGAAACGGCUGUUGACUCUGAAUUCGGGGGAGCCCCCUUCAAUAACUCAGCGUUGCAUGGAGAUGCUCCACAUGACAAUGCCUCCAGGCUCGGGGUCGUUGCUCUUCCCCCACCUCGUCUCGCUAUCAUGGUGCGAGUCCCAAGGCAUGACACACCUCCAUGUCCUCCUUUCGCCCCGCCUUCGAACGCUCGUGUUGCGCUGCCUGCAAGCUGACCAGCAAGCACUCUUCUUCUCUGCGCUCCCUAUCAUUGCUGCCCGGUGCCCGCUGCUGCGCGACGUAGUUUUGGAUGUGGAUCUCGACGAGCAGGAUCGUCUCUCGGCAGACAGCGUGAAUACGUCGUUGGUACACUUAUUCCGGACUUUGGGGAACCUCGAGCGAUUGGAUGUGCCCUUACUCGAUGCGAAGACGCUCCAGGCUAUCGCGGCGGUGUCGAAUCUCAGGAAACUGACGCUAUCAGUCAUCCCCGGAGCAGACUUCACCGACCUGAGUGAGUGGCCGUGCAGUUUCGUGCACCUGCGUGCGCUGUCUGUUCAAGAGAUCACAAUCGACCUUGCUGUGAAACUCGUGGAGCUGUGCGCUGGAUCACCAAUGGAGGUACUCCAACUUACGUGGACCUCUGGACCGUCCCCUGGCCAUUCGAAUCUGCCCGCCUUGACGAAAGCCAUGGCGGCAAACGAGGAGUGGCGGCACUCGCUGGUCUCAUUGACCGUUAAAUUCGACCAGUACGUCACGGAAACCCCGGUAGCCACUCCGCAAGGCAUCGCCUUCUCCGUCCUCGAGCCUCUAAUCGUCUUCACGGAACUACGCACCCUCUGCAUUACUACGCCGGACCCCCCGUCACUCACGAGCCCCGAGCUACGCGAAGCGACCGCCGGCUGGUCGCGUCUGGAGUCCCUCACGCUGGAACCGUGGAGCCCAUUUUGCGCUGUGCCCGAGACGCACAUCCAGUCUCUUGCCUGCGUUGUGCAGAACUGCCCUGCGCUGCUCACCCUCACCAUCCGCCCGCUCCGAACGGCCGGGCUUGUGCUUUCGGACGCACUCGCAGGCUUCAAGUACGAACCGCCGUUCUCCCCACUCAAGACGCUGGAUGUGGGCCGGUCGCCGCUCGAGUCGGAGCCAACGCCGACGGACAUAGCUCAGUUCUUAUCGGCGUUGUUUCCGAAUCUGGAAGAGCUUUGGUUUUCACCAGAGAUCACGGAGCCGAUUUUGCAUCCUGGGAACCCUGCGGCGAAUGAUAGUGCGUGGAAGGGACGCUGGGAUUGGGUGCAGCAACUGAUACUUGUGCUGUGUGAAGUGCGGGAGGAGGGGAGGACAGGUGUCUUUUUCUGAACGAGCACUCCCACGAAUCACACGAGGGGGUAUUGAAACCUGGCUCCACUGAUACUGUGUUUUCCAAUCUUCCGAUCUUAUCCGUAGAGUUGAGCUCUGGUCUUGGAUAGUGAAACGGAGCCUUGAAUGAUGUCAUCGGCGUAUGGACGGCGAAGUCUGACGAUGCAUGUGCCCCGAACGCCGUUUUGCUUUCAUUUGACGCGUCGAACAGACCAAGUAUCCUCGUGGUCCCAGUACAGGUCAAUAAUGGUCACACGUACAUCCCGCUUGACCAAGCGACAGUUGCUCACAGAGGCACACACAGGAUUAUCUAAGACGGUAUGGCGCAGAGGAUGUGUCUGCUUACGCCGUCGGACCGCCUAUUUAUACCCCAGCAAGCAAGCCAUGUGUUUCCGCCACGGAUCUGUGUGGAUGACAGCUGGCUGACGGUCGGUAGGUAAUCCGGAUCCGGAAACAGUGCGGGGACAGCCGCUGCUGUAAAAAACGGCACUAACUAUGUAGAUACCGGUCUCUCGUACAGCCUUCCCAUCUCCCUACCUUCUUCUUCCCGCUUCUGCUUUUUCACUAUUUCCUUCUCUCGCUGGGCGCAGAGCAUCGUUUCUCCUGUUUUCCGCUCUUUUCAUUCCUUCCUCGUGAUAUUCUCGUCCCGGCGCGCUUGAGGCGACGUUUCUCCGCCUCAACGCACACGACACGUCGAAGCAGCAGCAUGUCGAUGAAGAGCCUCAUCACACUCGACCCGUUCGAUGCCACCCACGCGCUGGUCACGUCGCCGUUCGUCUCCCCGCGUGCACUCGCGACCGUCCGCCUUGCUGUCGGAGUGUACACAUUCUGCACGCUGGUGGUCAGCCUCAUCGGGGAUGGCACCGGGUUCUUCUCGUACUUCACACAUCUAUCGUAUACGGGCUUGUGCGCAUACUUCUUUGCAUCGGGAACGCAAACGCUCGUGUAUGCGAUGAGGCUUGGCACGAUGAAGGCGCGGAUGGAUGUGGACGUGGAAUACCCGCUGCAGCGCUGGCCGCGUGCGUUACGGCUCCUGCACCUCGCGCUGCUUUCGACAAUCAGAGUCUUCCCGAUUCUGGUCUCUGUGGUUUUCUGGGGUGUGAUCUCCAACGGACAUACGUUCGAUAGCUCGUAUGACACGUGGUCCGCAAUCUCCGUUCACUUGCUGAAUUCGGUCUUCGCUCUAUUCGAGAUAUUCUUCACCAACACCCCGCGCUCCGAGUGGAUCUUCCUUCCGUUGGGACUGCUGCUCCUGGCGAUGUACGUCGGCGUCGUGUACAUCACACAUGCUGUGGAGGGUUUCUACGCGUACAAGUUCAUGGCACCGAACGGCAAGCCCCUGUCUCUUGCGCUGCAUAUUCUCGCGGUGGGCGCGGCUUACGUCGUCUGCUUUGUCGUUGUCCAUGGCUUCGUGGCGGGGAGGCAGUGGCUCGUUGCCAGAUCGCGGAGUGCUUCCGAUCAGAACAGUACACUGCAGCGAGCUGAGUCUGAUCUGAGCGAGAUGGGGGAGAUGAAGGUUUGAGGCGUUUGUUCCAGUGCUUCUAUCUUUGGACUCAUUUAACUACUUUCGUAUGGCAUUCCUUGUCCCAUUAGAUUAUACGCGGACGGAAUGGGUUCAGGCUUAGAUAACUGCUUACUGGAUAAAUGUGGGGAAUGAGAUAACCCUGGCGAAAACGCCGCCCUAUCCGACUUUAGCUCAGUUGGAAGAGCGCAAGACUGUAAUGGAAACCCAACAUAUCAUCUUGAUGCCACCCGUUCGAUCCGGACCCGUUACGUCUCUACAAUUCGUCGCUAUUACUUUGACACCGAGGCUCCGCUUCGGAAUGAACACAGGAGUAUGGGGGUACCUGAGGUCACUGAGCCUUGAGAUCUUCUCCUGUGCUGUUGCAAGCGUUUGUCGAUCAUGUUGGCGUCCGGAGUCUCGUGUUCUGUGUCAAGUUUCAUUUUAAUUGGAGACGCUGAGAGAACGAGAGUCAUAAAAAGUUUC
Messenger RNA from Mycena citricolor, 4861 nucleotides. Lineage: Eukaryota; Fungi; Basidiomycota; Agaricomycetes; Agaricales; Mycenaceae. The record is from the annotation of a GenBank genome assembly.